Messenger RNA from Histoplasma mississippiense, 750 nucleotides. RefSeq lists its product with no specific name. The record is from RefSeq and is a predicted model, not a curated record. The transcript has 4 exons. Bases 1 to 750 code for a protein of 249 amino acids. NCBI's taxonomy places the organism in Eukaryota, Fungi, Ascomycota, Eurotiomycetes, Onygenales, Ajellomycetaceae.
AUGGCAUCCUUCUUUCUCAUAUCUUUACGGGCUCAACUGAUGACAGCUUUCUUCGAAUAUUUUAUUGGGCAGCUGCUCCAGCACUGUUGUGGACCGUGGCUGGAACCAAACUCCGUCCUAAUUACUGUAGGAUUCUUUGCGGAGUCGAAGGUUUACAUCAGGAAGAACUGGUCAUUAUCGGAGGAGGCCCCUAUCCAGGGUUUCGAGUGCGUUGCGAAAUCCACUUCAUGCUUCAACAACACUCUUCGAUUUAUUGCCCACCAAGUCGCCAGGUUGCCAAGUUUCUACGAUAGUGGGUUCCGGCUGCAAUACGCUCCAGUAACGCUCAUAGCCCGGAUAUCCAAAAGAACUGCCAAUACGCGAACCAUCUCUGGGUUUAUCGUAUAUAGCCACGAGACAGCAGAGACGGGCUUUCAAGAAAGGACUGAACCUGGGUUAGGAUACGGUAGAGGAGAUAAAGUAAGUACGGUAGUUACCGUGCAUGUAUUUCUUCUUGGACUUGACAAGCUUAAGACCUUGUAUCGCAUUAUAUGCGCUCCAAAGGAACCUCGCAAGGGUACCCCUCCUGAAUAUUUUGGCACACUUGCAGACGUGCUAGGCCCCUUUCCGCUGCUGGUUAGUGCAGACCGUGCAUGUCCAACCCGCAAGGGCUUUCCCUCGCAGGAGUUUGCCGUAGAGGAUAUCUGUCUCGACGUCGGAUAUCAGCUGGUUAUGGGUCACAAUGUGCAGAACCAACAGCAAAUCAGGUAG